This is a messenger RNA of Dioscorea cayenensis subsp. rotundata (Guinea yam), 573 nucleotides long. RefSeq names its product hydrophobic protein LTI6B. Lineage: Eukaryota; Viridiplantae; Streptophyta; Magnoliopsida; Dioscoreales; Dioscoreaceae. The record is from RefSeq and is a predicted model, not a curated record. The coding region runs from base 120 to 293 and encodes 57 amino acids. Gene Ontology annotation, cellular component: membrane. The transcript is spliced from 3 exons.
AUUAACCAGACCAAGUUCUCCACCAACUUAGAUUACUUGAGAGAGUUCUUGUUAUAUCUCUUUUUGUUGUUGUUGUUGUUGUUGUUGUUGUUGUUGUUGUUGUUGUGAAAGAAAUUAAAAUGGCAAGUGAAGGCACAGCCAAUUGCAUAGACAUACUCCUGGCCAUCAUUCUCCCUCCUCUUGGUGUUUUCCUCAAGUUUGGUUGCCAUUCUGAGUUCUGGAUCUGUUUGUUGCUCACCAUCUUGGGUUACCUUCCUGGCAUCAUCUAUGCCAUCUACGCCAUCACCAAGUAAAUUAAUUAUUAAUCUCUAGGCCUCUUCAUCUUCAUGAUACUCAGGGGGAGAUGAAUUGGUUGUGGUGGUGGUGAUGGUGGUGGUGUGAUGUGUGACAGGUGGCUGGAUUAAUUCAAUGUUUAUCAUGUGUUUUGUAUAUUUCUGUUUGUUUGCUUCUUUUUCUUUCUUUCUUUCUGUUUUGGAUGGUCUAUUUUCAUCUUAGUUUAUUGAAUUCUGUCUUGAAACUUUGUUAUUGUUACAAUAAUAAAUAUAUAUAUUAAAAAGAUGUACUGUUGUUUGA